Molecule: messenger RNA, 1054 nt
Organism: Danaus plexippus (monarch butterfly)
Lineage: Eukaryota; Metazoa; Arthropoda; Insecta; Lepidoptera; Nymphalidae
Gene: Tsen2
Exons: 3
Coding region: 1-1053 (350 amino acids)
Biological process (GO): tRNA splicing, via endonucleolytic cleavage and ligation; tRNA-type intron splice site recognition and cleavage
Cellular component (GO): tRNA-intron endonuclease complex
Molecular function (GO): tRNA-intron lyase activity; nucleic acid binding
Source: RefSeq, a predicted model, not a curated record
AUGACUAGUAUGCAAUCAAAAGAUUGCUGUCAAAUGAAUGAGAAAAGUAGCACAUCUAUGGAUGAGGAAAAGACACUUCGUUUUCCUUUGGUUGACUCUAUGUGUAUUCUGUUUACUGGUUAUUUUAAUGGUGUAGGUGUUGAGAUUAGGUCUACUGAUGCAAUGGCACUCUUGCAUCAUAUAGGUUGCUAUGGUAAAGGAAAUACUUCCAAAUCUAGACCUAAAGUUAAGAAGGAAGGAAGUCCAAUUAUUAUGAGAAAGAGACAAUUUUUAAAAAGAAGUUAUUGGUACAAGAGGUUUGGAAAUGAAGAGAAAAAUGAAGAGUCAGAUUUUUUUUUUAAAGAUGUUUAUGAUUUGAUAAAAAAAAUCAAACGGGACACAAAAAAGGGUGUUAUUGACUUGGUUUCGAGUGAUGAUGAUGGUGGUGAUGGUAUGUCACAAUUUUUAAACAACCAUUCACCAUCUCACACUCCUCAUGAACAAGACAUUGUAGUUGUUGUGGCCAAUAGUGACUCUGAGGAUGAUAAUUAUUUUGCAAAUUUAAAACCUCACUGUUGCCUGAAUAAAGUAUCCCUGCAGGAAAAGCUUAUGCUUACAUUACAAGAAGCAUUCUUCUUGGUAUACGGACUUGGUUGUUUAAAAAUUGUGAAGGAAGAAGACCAAGUAUUGAACAUAGAGGAAUGCUGGUCACUCUUUUGUAAUACAGACAAAUACUUUGUCAGUAAAUACAUAGUUUACCAUCACUUUAGAUCUAAAGGGUAUGUUGUGAAAUCAGGAAUUAAAUUUGGUGGGGAUUUCUUGUUGUAUAAAGAGGGACCGGAAGUAAAUCAUGCUGAUUAUAUUGUUGUUAUCAAGACUGAAAAUGAUACAUUUAACUGGAUAUCUUUGUUGGGUCACGUCAGAAUGGCUACAACAACGGUGAAGGAAGUUAUGAUUGCUGAGGUGAAAUCUGAAGGUGAAAAUCUACGUCUACCACAUGACUUGUGUAAAUAUAGUGUUCGGGAGUUGGUACUGUCAAGGAACUUACCAGUAAUAAACAAUGAAAUAGACUAAA